AUGCCCUCAACGCCAAAGCAUCGACCCCCACGACUUCAACGCCAAACGAACCCCCACACGCCACAUUCCCCGCCCAUUCCCACCUCACGACGCCCAACGCCAUGCCUAAACGCAAAUGCACCAUGCCCUCAACGCCAAAGCAUCGACCCGCCACCCACGACUUCAACGCAAACGACCACCCAGCCUCCACAUUCCCCGCCCAUUCCACCUCAGACCCCCACCCAUGCCCUAACAACGCAACGACCGCCACCCAUGCCCUCAACGCCAAAGCAUCGACCCCCACCCACGACUUCAACGCCAAACGACCCCACCCACUUCCCACAUUGCCUCACGACCCUUACCCAUGCCCUCAACGCAACGACCCCCACCCACGACUUCAACGCCAGACGCCCCCACUCACGCCCUCAGCAGAUAAUUAAGAAACGACACAUCCAAACGUUAACAGCAGCACAUAAUCGCCUAUGUUGCAGAGUGCUGCGGUGCCUCUGCAACAUUGGCUAUAUCUGUCAGGAGACUGUAAGUGGUUAG
Penaeus vannamei (Pacific white shrimp) is the source of this 528-nucleotide messenger RNA. NCBI's taxonomy places the organism in Eukaryota, Metazoa, Arthropoda, Malacostraca, Decapoda, Penaeidae. The record is from RefSeq and is a predicted model, not a curated record.